Molecule: messenger RNA, 2422 nt
Organism: Phycodurus eques (leafy seadragon)
Lineage: Eukaryota; Metazoa; Chordata; Actinopteri; Syngnathiformes; Syngnathidae
Exons: 5
Coding region: 1124-2290 (388 amino acids)
Source: RefSeq, a predicted model, not a curated record
GUUUGGGGCGGACUUCUACACAGUUGUAACGUGAGGUGUUGUCAUAUGGGUUGCCUCCUGUUAGUCUCCACGCGGCAAGAAGUUGGGACGGAUUUGUAGCACAUACGUCUAACAAAAUUCGUCUACACGCAUAUAGGAACAUAGUAAGAAAGGCGAUUCAGUAAGACGCACAAAAGAAUCAAAACUCACCACAUUGAACGGCUGUAUCGCGCAUCUUCGGACCACCACGUUGUCCGGACUCCCUGAUCGCCUGCGUUUUCACAUCCUCCAUCUGUCUGCAUGUUUGUUUAAGGGCCUCGUUCUCUGUCUUGACUUUCGUCAAUUCAGCCUUUAAUUCGUCAACCAUAGUUUCAAAAAGUUUGGUAGUUUCGGCGACAGUACUCUUCACGACACUCUCUAUGAAGGAGGUGUACUUCGUUUGAAAAUCGUCCGUUGACAUCGUAUUAUGUUACUAUUUAGCGUGAGUUAGGAAUUGCGGGUUCACUUUUAAAGGGUAUUUUGAGUAAGGUUAAUCGAAAUGUCGCUUGACGACCGUCGUCAACAUGGCCUCCGUAACCGUAGCCGCUUUGUUUGUGUGACGCACAUAUGCUGCGUUCGUCUCUGUCGACGAGAAACGCGCAUGCGCGGCAGUCUAUAAUACAUUGUCGGUUUUGCUCAUUAACCCUGAUUCAGAAAACCAUUGAUGUGUAUAUGGCCUCCGAAGCCACCAAAUAUCUAAAUUUGUAUCUGUAAUGCCCACUUAGUAGCACACAUGUAUUCACCUGGAAGGAAAAUGACGCAAUAUUUGUUUAAUAUGUCCUAACUCCCUUGCCGUAGUUAAAAUCUCCGAAGUACAUUUGUUCACACACGGAACCUCGAAGAAAUUCGUUUGCUGCACAAAAACAAUAACAACAGGUGAUAGCGGGAUUUUUAAAUAGCCGGUAGUUAUUUUGCAUAGAAAACCGCGAAUAUCGUAACCAUAUGUAUCAGGAAAAAAGUCACGGUUACUGUUUGUCAUCUGGAACUGUUUGACAAAAUAUCAAGCUAACGUACGUUAGCUAAUUACACUGAAAACUGUGUUGAAGGCUUGAGGUGAGACUCAGUUGCUGCACCAGUUUCUCUUCGGGUUGCUAGUAGCUGCGAUAUGGCAGACCCACUUGGAACAUUUCAGUCCCAACUUUCAAGGGUAAUGGAAACGGUGUUCAAAGCUGCCAUGUAUGAGAUCACUAGACUUGUGGAGGACAGUUUUAUGGAGGAGGUAACACGCUGUAGGGAGCAAGUUGAGUCUUUAAAGAGGAGACUGAAGUGGUCCGAGAGCCGACGCAAAGAGGUGCGCGACGAAGAUGAGCUGAGGUUGGCUGACUACGAAAGACUCGAGAUGUUCAACGAAGAGGAACCGAAAGCGCUUCAAUCAGAUUUAACUCUAAAGCAAGAGAAUGGACUGCAGGAACAUAUGAAUAGCCACAAAGGAACUGAUGAACAAACAUCUAGUUCUGAAAUGGAGGCCCACAGUGGCCUGAAGGCAUCACAGUCCUCGUAUGUGCAAACUCUAGACAGAGUGCUCAAGGAGGAAACCCUUCACCUAACAACAGAAGCCAAGGAGUCUGAGGAUUUAGAUGAAACUGAGUGCUCCCAACUCCCGGGACCAAGUAAACACUCUAGAUUCCAGAGAUUUCCAAAGUCUCACUGUAAAGCUGGCUUGGACCAGAGGCUGCAAUCAACACACAAUGUUGACUCUGGUGAUCAAUCUGAACCACUUUUGCAGAACAGGCAUGUCACGAAAGACUCAGGUGACUUUAAAAAGACUGACUAUGGAGUCACUAGCAUGAUGUACAAUUUGGAUGAAUUACACGGAUCCUCAUCACAGCUGAGCAAUGACCUGACUUAUAUGAGCCACUAUGAAGGCAACACAGAAACACUAGAGGAGGCUAAGGAUCAAACAUUCCAAACAGUUGAACCAAGACUUAACAAGGGAACAGCGGGGUCAGAUGCAGGGUCACCCACAAGGACUAACACAGAUUUAAUAGAGUUUAGUUGUUUAUUGAUCAAUGAGGAAGGAUACAUUCUGAAUCAAAACCAGAGCCUCGUGUCCCCUGCACAUGCUUCGAGUGAUUCAGGUGGCAGACUGAGCUUCCAGGACCAAGGCAUUCACAUUGACAAAUCUUUGGACAGUCCGGCAGAUAUGUACGAGCCCUCAAAUGUAUACCAUGCUUGUGAUACUACACAUCUUAGUGGGCGACUUCAGGUUCAGACAGCAGGAAAAGGAAGUAGGAGGCACAUUUGUAACCAGUGCUCUCUGUACCUUUCCUGAUUCUGCUGCUCUUAAGGCUCACAGGCAAACACACAGAAAUAUUGGGCCAAGGGCCACCAUACUCCUGUGAGCAUUGUGGAAAAACAUUCACUCAAGCCUGUAACCUCAAAGUCCACCAGAAGAUCCAUUCAG